Messenger RNA from Drosophila nasuta, 2077 nucleotides. Its product is annotated as mitogen-activated protein kinase kinase kinase 7-like. Bases 11 to 1315 code for a protein of 434 amino acids. The record is from RefSeq and is a predicted model, not a curated record. The transcript has 8 exons. NCBI's taxonomy places the organism in Eukaryota, Metazoa, Arthropoda, Insecta, Diptera, Drosophilidae. Gene Ontology annotation, biological process: protein phosphorylation; JNK cascade; immune response. Gene Ontology annotation, molecular function: ATP binding; MAP kinase kinase kinase activity.
GUGCUUCGACAUGAACAACUCACUCGAUAUUCAACUGAAAGAGAGGAUUGGAAGUGGUAGCUAUGGUGUUGUAUAUGAAGGAAUUUGGAUAACAAAUACUCGUAAAUGUGUAAAGGUUGCUGUGAAAUGUUUGGAAAAAGGCAAUAAUAAAGACUCGGAAACAAAUAUUCUUCGAGAAAUCCGCAAUUUACAAGAGCUCAAGCAUGAAAAUAUUGUCACAUUCCAUGGCGCCUAUCGCCAAAAAAACAUAUGCCUCAUUUUCGAGUACUCAGAAUGUGGAUCACUCUAUGAUUAUUUGCAUCAAGAGACCGAAAGAGUUUCAAACUUCGAAAAACUUCCCUGGAUGUUGCAAUGUGCCAAUGGCAUGGAAUAUUUGCACAGCAAAAAAACAUUUCAUCGCGAUCUUAAAACACAAAACCUGUUACUUUUCAAUGAUUAUCGCACAUUGAAAAUAUGCGAUUUUGGUACUGUAAAACAAUAUGCAACAGAAAAUACGGAACUUAUUGGGACAAUUAGUUAUAUGGCUCCAGAAGUUUGUACUGCUGAUGGUAAAUAUACGGAAAAGUGUGAUGUGUUUAGCUAUGGGAUCACUUUCUGGGAAGUUUUCGCUCAAAAAAAGCCAUUUGAUGAAUUAAAAAAACAAAAUAUGCACCCUGUGGCCAUCCAAAAUAAAAUUAAUAACGGUGCUCGUCCAAAUAUAAAUGACAUGCAAAUUUGGCAAUAUUCUAAUCGUAUAAAGACUAUAAUUGAAAAGUGUUGGGAUCGAGAUCCAAAUAAUCGACCGACUAUGAAACGUCUUGUCGCUUUUCUAGGAAUUGAUUUAAGGCUUUACACACCAAUAAACUUCAAAGAUAUAUAUAUUCCACAAUGUCUUAUGGAUGGCAGAUAUGGUCUCGGCUGUAACGCACAUUGCGUGCUUAGACCUACAUGCUACGAAGUAGAUGCGAUACUUUGUAAACCAGACAAACCAGUGGAAAUGGAUUUCCUGAAAGAAGUCAAUAAACUUAAUGAAUUAAUACAUCCAAAUAUUGUGAAGUUAUAUGGAGUUUCUAGGCAAUUUGAAAAUAGGUUUUUCUUGCUUUUUGAGUAUUCAACUAUAUCGAUUCACAACUUAUUUCACGUUCAAAAAUGUUUCAAUAGAGACUCCUAUCCUAAGGUAGAAUGGAUCUACCAGUGUCUCCAGGGUUUGGACUAUUUGCAUAGCAAAGAUAUAGUCCACGGUGAUCUAAAAACUGAAAACCUGUUACUUUUCGACAACUGUUGGAAUGCAAAAAUAUUCUUUACUGGAAAAGUGGAAAAAAUUCUUUUUUUAUGAAAUAACUUACGAGAAAGAGUUAGUUUAUGUGGCUCCAGAAGUUCAUAGCGGAGAAAGGGAGUUCUUAAAAGAGUCUGACAUUUACAGCUUUGGCAUAAUUAUGUGGGAAAUAGUGACUGCAAAGAAUCCAGUUUUCGAAUUGAAAUUUAAACAACCUUCGACUAUUGAGGAAAUUAUUAAUGGUAAGGAGAAUUGUAUCGAAAUCCAUAGCUAAUCUUUUUAUUUCAGAUACUAUACAGACUGGAAGCUCAGAUAUCCGUAAAACAAGAAACGCUAUUGAAAAAUGCCUGAAAGCUGCAGAAUACCGACCAGAUACUAAGGAACUGAUUAAAAUGUUAAUUUCUUAACUAAAUGUACCAGGCAAUCUGAGUGAAAAAUUACAAGAGUUUUUGCAAUUAUUAAUAUUCCGCUUUAUUCGCGAACAAAGACUGGACCUAAUUGUUGUUGUGACAAUACGAAAAGCAACAAAAACGAAAACGGAGUAAAUGACGCGCUGAUAAGUGUUCGAUUUCAACUGUGUUUAUGAUUCUAUGCUAAGUUACAUUAAGCCCAACUUAACUAGAGUGGCGAAGCGAGGCGAAUUCGCUCAGAGAGCAAAACGAAAGCUUUAUUGCGCUCUCGCUUCGCCCUAAUUCUAAUAACUUCAUUUGACAACUUCAUUAUCUUAACUAAUGUACAUCAAAUGCGCCAACACUGUGUUUGAAUAAAUCAAAAUAUUGUGUUAUUUUUCUCAAAAUAUACCAAAAAUAUUACAAAAAUACU